AUGGCUCCUAGUAAAAAUCCGCUCCCUCCGCCUUUCGCUCCUAGUCGACCUUCUACUCGCGCGAAGAAUAAAGAUGUUCGCCCGGGUGUUGUCGACAUGCCUAAACCACGCCGUACACCUGCAGAAAUGCAGGCCAUCCGAGAUCAGCAAGCAGUCGAUAAGCAGGAGAAGGAACGAAACCAGGAGAUAGCCAUGAAGAAUGUGGCUGAGAUUGAAGACCAACAGCGCCAAGAGGACCUUCAACGUAUCGCCCAAUCGAAUGUUCGCAAGCCACGAGUUGCCAGUUUCCGACCACCUGCUCCUCCUACACCUGCUCCUCCUAUGGAAAUUGAUGUUGAGGAUGAGAUUGGUGGACCUGGUCAUGCUCAAGACUCAGCUCUGCCACGGCGACCAGUUCGGGCGGCUCGAAAUGCAACAAUCCUGCCAGAUGGCAUGGAGUCUGAUGGUAGCGAUAAGGAUCGGUACCAGCCAGAAGACCAAGAGGGCAGCGAUGAAGAUGAGGUGGGGAGCGAGGAUGAGGAUGAGGAUGGGAGUGAAAAGGAAGUUACGUCCAAGAAAGGCAACAAGGCCAAACCUGGACGCCGUGAGAUUGCAGCCAUUCGAACCACCGCUCCCACCUCAGGAUCUCAAGCUGCUGUUGAACAAUCAAAACGUCGUCAGCGGAGCCCAAGCCGAAGCCCUCAGCCUCUAGCCAAGAAACCUAAAAAGUCGAACCAGCCACCUUCAGGCCUUCGUGCUGGCUGGGACUCUGCUAUCAAAGCAAAAUCGAUUGGGCCGGCUACCAAAACGGACGAUGACGACUCACUGGCACGGUAUGGAGGGAUGGUUGGCGACGAUGAAGAUGAUGAAGUGGAGCGGUCAGUCGUUGUGAAGGACAAAGGGUCGAAACGGGGUCCAAGCCAAUAUUCAUCCACCCUGAAAAUAGAAGUGGUGUCGUCUACCCCUCGCACGCAACGUGAAGCCCGUGGUGGAAGCGGAAGAAAAUGGAAGCUUGAACACCUUCCAAAGGGGACAUCAGAGGUAUUUACGAACCAGCUAGUCCCUCUCGCGAAGGGUCUCGCAGGCUCGCUUCCUCCUUGGGAGGGCCUUUCAAAGGAACAAGUCCAGGAGCUUGUGGACAAGAUUUACGGUUCCGCCCAGUACACCAUUCAGGAUGCCCCAACCGAUCCGUGGGGUCCGCUGAUUAGUUAUCGCUUGAAUAACUGGCGAAAUGGGUUUGCUACCAAGGCUGCCGAAGCGCUGAAGAGGUACAUUGAAGUUGAUCAGGCCGAAUACUUUGACGACAGUCAAGUUAUUGCUGACUGGGGACGACUCCAAAAUCCACUGGUUCUGUACACGCUGGCACUUGCCCACUUUGCAGAAUGGGAGGACGUACCCGACCCGGAGCGCCUCGGCGAGAAUGAGAAACCAUACGGCGCAUUUAUCCUAGCCCUUCAAGCGGUUCAGCACUCCCUGAAGGCUUGGAAAACAGGAGAGUAUGUUGAACCUAAGGGCAGUCAUAACCACUUCUCGGCUGACAACUACGGCGACCGUACUGAACGGAAAUCGGAGAAGGGUAAGACAGUCAAUGUCCUUGUUCGCCGUGCAACUCAGUACAUGCCCACGGUCAAAUCUCUCUCGAAGAACCACUGGGAUGCCAUCUUCGCAGAGAUUGCUGGCAUUCUAGCUGAUAACAAGCCGAAGCGUAAACGCUCGCGGUCAGCAUCAUCUGGCGGAAGUGAAGCCCCUGAAGAAGAGGAAGAUGCUCAAGAAUACAUACUUGUCUCUGAUGACGACGAGUAA
Laccaria bicolor S238N-H82 is the source of this 1782-nucleotide messenger RNA. RefSeq lists its product as uncharacterized. The transcript has 7 exons. The record is from RefSeq and is a predicted model, not a curated record. Lineage: Eukaryota; Fungi; Basidiomycota; Agaricomycetes; Agaricales; Hydnangiaceae. Bases 1 to 1782 code for a protein of 593 amino acids.